AAGCUCCAAUCUCAGACUCAGAGACUAGAAGUAACAUUGAAUUGAAGCCCAAAUGGAGAUCAGAACCGUGCCCCUCUGUCUUUUACUCCGUGAUUCCCAAUCUGAGAGUAGAAGUAACGGUGGCGCGAAUAUGACUAAGUUCCGGAGACUAUAUCGACCCACCGGUCACCGAAUGUCCAUGCUCAGAACCAUGGUCUCCCAGCUCAUCAAGCACCAUCGCAUUGAAACCACUGUUGCCAAGGCUAAAGAGGUUCGCAGACUCGCUGAUAACAUGAUUCAGCUUGGCAAGCAGAUCACAGUUAAGUCACUACAACAAACUACUACAACCAGAAGUCAACCCCUUCUUACCAUUUGUUCCUUCAGAUCUGAUCACUUCUCUUCAGAAACAUGGCUGCAGAAGCUGUUUUGUCUUCCGUUCUUAGUGUUGUUUUUGACAGGAUGUCCUCCCCUGAAGUUGUUAACUGGAUCAAAGGGAAGAAACUUACUUUGAAGCUGAUUGAAAGGUUGAAGACUAAUCUUUAUGCUGUUCAAGCCUUUCUCAUCGAUGCUGAGCAGAAGCAGAUCAAGGAGAGACCUGUCAAGGCCUGGCUUGAUAGUCUCAAACAUGCCAUGUAUCUUGCUGAUGACUUGCUCGAUGAAGUCUUCACCAAAGCUGCCACUCACAAGGAUCCAGGUACCUUCCUCUCCCGUCUUCUCAAUUUGCAAGAUAGGGAUGUAGCAAACAAGAUGGAGGAAGUCAUUGAUAGGAUAGAGUCUCUUGUGAUUCA
Arachis stenosperma is the source of this 767-nucleotide messenger RNA. RefSeq lists its product as uncharacterized. Gene Ontology annotation, cellular component: large ribosomal subunit; ribosome. The transcript has 3 exons. Gene Ontology annotation, molecular function: structural constituent of ribosome. Lineage: Eukaryota; Viridiplantae; Streptophyta; Magnoliopsida; Fabales; Fabaceae. The coding region runs from base 53 to 490 and encodes 145 amino acids. The record is from RefSeq and is a predicted model, not a curated record. Gene Ontology annotation, biological process: translation.